Molecule: messenger RNA, 1840 nt
Organism: Cornus florida
Lineage: Eukaryota; Viridiplantae; Streptophyta; Magnoliopsida; Cornales; Cornaceae
Product: protein ACCELERATED CELL DEATH 6-like
Exons: 3
Coding region: 100-1737 (545 amino acids)
Cellular component (GO): plasma membrane
Molecular function (GO): protein phosphatase regulator activity; protein phosphatase 1 binding
Source: RefSeq, a predicted model, not a curated record
CCCCCUCUAUCUAUCUAUAUAUAUAUAUAUAUAUAUGUACAAAGCUUCAUGAGAUUCUGAAGGAUAAGGCAGCCUAAUUCCCGAAGCCCAACAGAAACAAUGAAUUCAGGCUUAUUCUGGACUGUGUUUAGGGAAAGAGUUGAUCUCCUGAUUGGGCUAAAUGCUGAUCAACUUAAAGUCCAACUGACCCCCAACAAAAACACAGUCCUUCACGUCGCAGCUCAAUACGGCAAAACACAGUGUGUGAAGGAGAUCUUACAGAAGUGCGGUCGAUCACUGAUUUGUUCAGUGAAUAUCAAAGGUGAGACUUCACUACACAUUUCAGCAAGGGAAGGUCACACCGACAUAGUACAAGCACUCAUUGAAUAUGCGAAAACAGAAAGCGACGAAGACGACCUAGAAAGCGGGACUAGAGUUACCAAGGAGAUCCUGCUGAGGAUGAGGAAUGUAGAGGGUGACACGGCCUUGUUCGGAGCUGUGCGUAAUAAUCAUCGUGAUGUGGUUGAGAUUCUGACUACAGAAGACCCUCAAUUUUUGCAUUUUCCCAAUAAUGCCACGGAGAGUCCACUUUACUUGGCCGCUGAGAGAGAUUAUCUAGUUAUUGUGUCUGAAAUUCGGAAUAAUUGCAUUUCACCGGUUUACAUUGGUCCAAAUGUAAGAACAGCUACGCACGCGGCAACGAUUCGCCGUAACAAAGAAUGCAUAAAAUUUUUACACGAUUGGAAGUCAUCACUAACCAAGGAAGAAGAUGUAUUUGGAUGGAGACCACUUCACUACGCUGCAUGGCAUGGCGAUGUAUCGGUGGUUGAACAACUCCUUGAUCUAGAUAAAUCCGUGGUGUACCUCGGUGCUGACAAUAACAAUAUGACGCCUUUUCACAUAGCAGCUAGUCAAGGUCACAUCGAUGUUAUGAAAAAGCUUUUAUUUACAUGUCCAGAUUGUUGGGAAAUGACCAACAGUAAAGGCCAAAAUAUCCUUCACAUUGCAAUAGAGUAUUACCAAAAUAAUGUAAUCUGUUUUUUCCUGCAAUAUUCCUCCAUACUCGGAAGCCUUCUAAAUCAGAAAGACAUGGAUGGAAACACACCUUAUCAUCUGUAUUCUGCUAAAACUGGGGAACGGAUUUACGAAUUUGUUUAUCACAGUAGAGUGGAUCAUAUGGCUGUCAACAACAAAAACAUGACUCCAUUCGAAGCAGUAACCACUGACAUGAAUCCAUCCCAGGUAGCAUCCUAUGGUUGUCGAAGCAGAUUUAAAUUGCGCACAAACAAUGUCCCCGAGAAAGUAGAAAGAGACCUAACAAAAAUUGCGGACAUCCAAAUGAUAGUGGCCACACUUAUAGCGACCGUAACCUUUGCAGCUGGUUUCACCAUACCAGGUGGCUACGAUGGCAACGACGGGCCAAGUCAAGGCAUGGCAGUUUUAGUAAGACAAACAGCUUUUAAAGCAUUUGUUCUGGCAGAUACUAUUGCUAUGGUCUUCUCCAUUAUCGCUGUAUUUCUCCUCUUUUUCGCAUCAAGUUAUAAAGAUCCGAAUAAGCGUAGUAAUCGCCAAGCCAUUGCUUUUGUGCUCACUGUAGCUGCUAUGGGAGCAAUGGUGGUAACAUUUAUGACUGGCUAUUAUGUUGUAUUAGUGCAUUCGUUGGGUCUUGCAAUCACUGUAUGCGUCAUUUGUUGCGUUUUCUUUCCCAUUUUUUAUUAUGUAUUAAAGAAACAGUGGAGUGACACUUUUGGGCCCUAAUUUUUCCUACAACACCAUUGUAGGAGAAUGUUUCCAUAAAUAAUGUAUAUAAAGAUGUUUGUGAAAGGGAGGUGAUAUUCGCACUUUCCUUCUUUAUAUUUUA